Medicago truncatula (barrel medic) is the source of this 1196-nucleotide messenger RNA. RefSeq lists its product as uncharacterized. NCBI's taxonomy places the organism in Eukaryota, Viridiplantae, Streptophyta, Magnoliopsida, Fabales, Fabaceae. Bases 79 to 870 code for a protein of 263 amino acids. The record is from RefSeq and is a predicted model, not a curated record. The transcript has 5 exons.
AUAAUAUGUGGAUGAGAAAGCAUAGAAAGAAGAAAUGAACAUCAACAUUGAGCAUCAAACACAAACGUUAGUAUAGUAAUGAUACUUGUUAGCCAUAUCCAACCUCCUUUUGGAGCCAUGUUUUCAAACUCUUCCAUUUCAUCAUCUUCAACCAAAUUCAUCACUUCAAUCUCUCCACAACAAUUCUUCAAUAAUCAACCACCUAAAUUCAACACCAUAAGAACCUUCAUUAAACCCUUGCAUCUUACACUAGCCAAAGCUGAAGGAAACAUAGACUCGUCUUCACCUACAAAACCCUCUUCUUCUUUUGCCAAUGAUCAAACGGUUUUUGUUGGUGACAAAGAUGUUCCGUUAGAGGGUGUUAUUCAGUUUGACAAACCAAAUAACUCUUCCUCUCGUAUUGAAAAAUGGGGGCGUGUAGCUCUGUUUGCUGGUGGAGAUGUGUUGGCUUUGCUUUUGUUUUCAACAAUUGGAAGAUAUAGUCAUGGACUGUCUGUUUUUGAUUUUGAGACUCUGCAUACUGCUGAUCCUUUUAUAGCUGGGUGGUUUUUAGGUGCUUACUUCCUUGGAGGUUUUAGUGAAGAUGGACGUGGAAUGAAUGGUCUACCCAAAGGUGUCAUUGCUACUGCAAAAUCAUGGGCUAUAGGGAUCCCUAUAGGAAUUGCAAUAAGGGCAGCAAAAUCAGGCCAUUUGCCUAACUAUGGUUUUGUAUUAGUGAGUCUUGGAAGCACUGCUGUUUUACUAAUCGCAGUCAGAGCAUUAUUAUACGCCGCUCUUCCAGUUGACAAUAGUAAGAAGAGUGAUGUCUAUCGUCGCGGAAGUCCCUUUGAACUUUUUGAGCUUCUCACAUCGUUAGUACGGCGGUGGUAGCAAUCGAUUAAAUGUUCAAGGAACUGUCAUGUAUAUGCAUCAGGAUAUCAGUUUCCAUAGCUAAAUCUCUUUGUAUUACUGUAUUUGAAUUUCAAUCAUUUUUUGUGACACAAUUUACAACUUUGAUCAUUGUAAAGUGAUUUAAAUCAUUUGUAUCAUGGUCAUGCCCAUCUGCAGUAUGAUCUGCUAGGUUUUCUGAAUGAGCUCAUCAUUCACUUCACAUGAUGAUGAAACGAGGUAGUAAUGUAGAAAAGCAUUCUCUACUAUAUCCACUUAACCUUUAUCUUUACGAAAUAUCAUAUGAAAUGGGACGAUAUUAGAAGGAA